Grus americana (Whooping crane) is the source of this 11193-nucleotide messenger RNA. RefSeq names its product cysteine and serine rich nuclear protein 3 (gene CSRNP3). The coding region runs from base 191 to 2164 and encodes 657 amino acids. Gene Ontology annotation, cellular component: nucleus. Gene Ontology annotation, biological process: regulation of transcription by RNA polymerase II. NCBI's taxonomy places the organism in Eukaryota, Metazoa, Chordata, Aves, Gruiformes, Gruidae. The transcript is spliced from 6 exons. The record is from RefSeq and is a predicted model, not a curated record. Gene Ontology annotation, molecular function: sequence-specific DNA binding; DNA-binding transcription factor activity, RNA polymerase II-specific.
AAGGGCGCGGCGAGCGAGGCGUGCCGCCGGCAGGCGGGGGCUGCCGAUUUCCCGGGGGACGCGGCGAGCUGUGGGCGGGGGCCGCGCGCCACGUCUGCGAGCGGCCACGGCCAACGGCUGGCGCGGGCGGCUCGCGAAGGCGGCGCGCGGCGGCCCCCGGCCCGGUGGCUGAGUGAGGGCGGCUGUGGAGAUGGCGAGCGGCGGCUCCGGCCCGGUGGCAGGUGCAUGUGACAGCAUUGCAGUGAUGAGUGGAAUUUUAAAGAGGAAGUUCGAAGAAGUUGAUAGCUCCUCACCUUGUUCCUGUGUGUGGGAAUCAGAUGAUGACAUUUCUAGCAGUGAAAGUGCUGACAGUGGAAGUAAUGUCCAUCCAUCCACUUCUAAUCAUUUUGCUCGUGCAUGUGACAGCAUUGCAGCAAUGAGUGGAAUUCUGAAGAGGAAGUUUGAAGAAGUUGAUGGCUCCUCACCUUGUUCCUCUGUGCGGGAGUCAGAUGAUGACAUUUCUAGCAGUGAAAGCGCUGACAGUGGUGAUAGUGUCAAUCCAUCCACUUCUAAUCAUUUUACCCCUUCUUCGAUCCUGAAGAGAGAGAAGCGGAAGAGAACAAAAAAUGUCCAUUUUAACUGCGUUACUGUGUAUUACUUCACGAGAAGACAAGGUUUCACCAGCGUUCCCAGCCAGGGGGGAAGCACACUGGGAAUGUCUACUCGCCACAACAGCGUGCGCCAGUACACGCUUGGAGAGUUUGCGAUGGAACAGGAGAGGCUUCACCGAGAGAUGUUAAGAGAGCAUCUAAGGGAGGAAAAACUCAAUUCUCUAAAAUUAAAGAUGACAAAGAAUGGUACAGUGGAAUCUGAAGAAGCGAAUACCCUGACACUGGAUGACAUUUCUGAUGAUGAUAUUGAUCUAGACAACACUGAAGUAGAUGAGUACUUCUUUCUACAACCCCUGCCGACAAAAAAGCGAAGGGCAUUGCUGCGAGCUUCUGGAGUGAAGAAGAUUGAUGUGGAAGAAAAACACGAGCUGCGGGCCAUCCGCCUGUCCAGAGAGGAUUGUGGCUGUGACUGCCGUGUGUUCUGUGAUCCAGAAACUUGCACUUGCAGUCUUGCAGGCAUAAAAUGUCAGGUGGAUCGUAUGUCUUUUCCAUGCGGUUGCACUAAAGAAGGGUGUAGCAAUACAGCAGGUAGAAUUGAAUUUAAUCCUAUCCGUGUACGGACUCACUUUUUGCACACAAUAAUGAAACUUGAAUUGGAGAAAAAUAGAGAGCAGCAAGUUCCAGCGCUAAAUGGCUGCCACAAUGAGAUAAGUGCACACACUAGUUCUAUGAGUCCAGGACCCCACCCGGUUGAAUAUUCAAUUGCAGAAAAUUUUGAGAUUGAAACAGAACCUCCGGCUGCAGUUAUGCAUUCUCAGGCAGCCGAGGACUUGGACUGCCCCGGGGAAGAGGAGGAAGAGGAAGAUGGGAGUAGCUUUUGUAGUGGAGCUACAGAUUCUAGCACACAGAGUUUAGCCCCUAGUGAAUCAGAUGAUGAUGAAGAGGAGGAGGAAGAUGAGGAGGAAGAUGAUGAGGAAGAAAAAGCAGAUGAUUUUGUAGAAAGCAUGGGCUCCCAUGCUGAUAUGGUGCCUCUUCCUUCUGUCCUUUGCUACUCUGAUGGAACUGCUGUGCAUGAAAACCACUCUAAAAAUGCCUCAUACUAUACUAACUCUUCAAAUCUGUAUUACCAAAUAGAGAACCAUGUUGCUGGCACUGCUAACCCGAUCGGUGAGACUUACUCAGAAAGGGACGCUGUCAAGAAUGGUAGUCUUUCUCUGGUGCCUUACAACAUGACUUCAGAACAGUUUGUUGACUACACACGGCAAUCAGAGGAAACUUUUAGCAGCCCUCAUUACCCUUCUGCAAAUCCCUCAGUGAUUGUUUGCUGCUCAUCGUCUGAAGGUGAUAGCACUGCUCCAUGUAACAGUUUAUACACUGAGCAUAGGCCAAGCCACCCUCCAGUGGAAUUUCACUCAUACUUGAAAGGUCCUUCUCAAGAUGGCUUUGUUUCAGCUUUGAAUGGCGACAGUCGUGUACAAGAGCACCCUGCUGAGAAUUCACUAAACCUCCCAGAAAAGAGCAGACUGCACGAAGAGUGCAUCAAAUCACCAGUGGUAGAAACGGUACCUGUUUAAUAUUAAAAUUAUUCUAGGACUGACUUCCUGUAUUAAAAUGCACUCACAUUGGAUUUCCUAGAAUCUUAAUUUUUUUUUAAGAGGUAGACAACACUUGGACUAUAGUCAAUGUUCCAGACACACUUUGUUUUCUCAAGUUACACUGGCAGUGGUAUUGCACAAAAACAGUUGAUGUAAAAAUUUAAAUAAAAAUAAUCAAAUUGUCUUUUGAUAAAAAUAAAAUGCGUAAGUAAAAAAACACGCCCAACAUAUUUCAAAGUAGCCUACCUAUCAAAGUAUGUGAAACCUGCCAAGCUAUCUGAAUCAAAGCUUCGUGUUUUUGAUUGUCGGGCCUGUGCAAGAUUGUUAAAAAUGAUACUUUGAAAUAAUCAUGUUUAGAGUCCUAAUUUUCAACAUAUCUGAAAAGAUGGUAAGUUUAAUGUAAAUGUAACUACUGUACAAAAAAAGUUUUAAUUGUUCCGUACUGUAUUUUAUUUAUGGUAGUUUAGUAUUCAUGUUUUGAUAAAAAUGAACAGCAUGUUCAUUUGAGCAGAAGAUCCAUAGCUAGUUACAAAGAGCAUGUCCAGUUUUCAUCUGGAGUACCAUGUAUUCUCCCCCCGCCUUUUUUUUUUUUUUUUUUUUUUUUUAAAAGACCAUUUCUGGUAAAUUAUCUAAAAAUGCAUUUCAAGAGUGUUUUAUUUUCUCAUUUACUGUUCUUGACAAACAGAAGAGUCAGAAAGGGGGCGUUUACACUUUCUAGAAAGGCAAAAGGUAGACAAUCCUCCAUUAAAAUUAAAAUCAGUGGCAUUAUUCCAGAACUAGUACCCCCUCCCCAAAGAAAAAUGAUCUUGUACAUAAUGGCAAAGCAGUAGCUUAAGCUUGCACAGCACCUUUUUAGCCCAACAAACACUCAGAUACUUAUGCACUUUAGUGCCAUUUUGCAGUACUGUAUUAACUGCGGGAACUGUGAAUUAUUUUGGAGAAAUGCCAUAGCUCCAGCCUCUGAGGUGUACGUCAGAUCUUAAAAUUCAUUGUAACAAAACCUGUAUGUUUUUCCCAAGCCAGCUUAUGAAUAUGCCAGUAGGUAAUUUAUAACAGCAGAGUCUUGCUGAUCAAAGUUUAAAUGAAGCAUGGGGAAAAAUGUGGAAGGGUCUAGAUUUCCUAAAUAUUUAGCAGUUUUUAUGAAAUAUGAGCCUGGCUUAUGUGGACUUCUGAUCAUACGUCAAAUUCACAAUGUCAUUUGGUCUAAUUAGGAAGCAGUAGAUUCAGUGAGGAACCAGCUACAGAAAUUUUAUAUCUGCUAAAGUUCAUAUCUGCAAGCAAAAUAGCAUGUGCAUCAUAUGGAUAUCUGUUACUUUGUACUCCAUUUGUUUUUAAAUGAAAUGGGAAUUAAAAUACUUGCGAUAUCUCAACCUUUAAUUUAUUAACCAGCCUUGCUUUCUUCUAGAAAAGGAGGUAUAGGAACCUGCUUUUCUUUAGACUGAUAAUUCUGUACUGCCUUAUUUUGAUUUCAAAAUGUGUUUUUUAACAUUUUUGUUCUUCUAAUACAGAAAUUAUAUUUAUUAUACAUCAAGUGGUUUGAAAUGUAGACCUGUCUUGUCAAAAUAAGGACCAGCAUCUUAGUUUUUAUCUGUGUCAAAUCUAGGUGGUUAACGGUAUGCAUGUAAACACAGUGUAAAUUUUAGCUCUGUAACAGUGACUCUUCUGGUUAGAAGCUCUUUAAAACAUCAUGUACAGUACUCCAGUAGAAAAACUGCCAGAUUUAAAAUAUGCUUUUUAAAAAACUAAGCUGACUUAAUUGUUUUUAUAUCAAAUCUGGGCAAAGUGAUUUCUCAAUUUUAUGCUAAAUUAGCAAAAUAUUUUUACUCCAUGUAGUAGCUGGAAAGGUUUUUUAUUUUCUUGUUUCCACAAGAAGUCCUACAUGUUUUGUAUGAACUGUAUUGAAAAGUCCUAGUUCUCUAGUGACUGGAUUCCACACCUGCAACAUAUUCCAUCUCCUGGGAAAGUGCAGUCAUGUUGGUUAUCUGGCGCAGCAGUUCCUUUGCCUCUAGAGUGACAGAACACUCUAGUCUCUUUCUCUAAAGGCCAAGUAGCCAGGUAAGCGCAUGUAUUUUCCAAUUUCAUAUAGCAAAUACCCAUCUUUAUUUUUAACAGAAACAUGUUAGUUCAUAAAAAAGUUCUGAAUCUAAGAAUAAUAUUACGCUGUUCAAGAUAUUCUGUGGGCAAAUGUAACAAGUCUCUUUGUAUAUAGGCAUCUUGCAUUAACAGCAGGCUUAAAUCUGGCACUCUCACUCAACACCAGCACCAAAAGCACAAAUCCCUUAUAUUUGAGCUGGGACAGUAGCUGUGAAUCAGUAGCAGCUUUUUAAUCUCAGAGCAUGUUGGCUACUGGAGGAUCAUGCACACUUUACCAGGGUAUUUCUCUCAGGGGAGAGUUAAAUGAAAUAUUUUGUUUCAUUAUUUACCCCCCUUACUGAGCAAUAAGAAAUUAUUUUUUCUUGGCCCCUGUGCUUUCACAUGAAAAAUAUCUUUAAUAAUAUUAGCAAGCACAGUAAAUUAUUAACUUUAUAAAAUACAUCUCAGCUAGCUUUGAAAUACUGAGAUGAUGGUUAUUUAAUAUUUCCAUUGGCACAGGCUUCAGACCCCAGGCCUCCUUAACAUUAGCAUUUGUAUAAAUUUCUGAGUACUUAGACGUAUAUGUUCCACGUCAUUGGGGCAUCAGGGUUGAAUACAGCUAAAUUCUCUAAAGCUUGCAGCACAGCUAAACAAGCAAUAGCUUGUAAUAAUAGGGUGGAGCAGGCAGUCACUGUAUAUAAAGGAGUUGUGCCACACUGUUUUUUCCCUUGCUUAAAAUAGCUAAUUCCUGGGAGUCACAAAGUAAAAUCAGCAGAAUAAAGAAAGAUUUAUGUUGAAAAAGUAUUCUUAACUACCUGGUGAUAUGUAGAUAGUUUAUACCUGUCUUUUGAUCCCAUCUGAUGUUUUCUGAUCAAGAUUUGAUCUUAGGAUACAAAGUAAACAAAUCUUGUUAAGUCUUUCCAACAAGUUACAAAGUCAAGUCUGUUUAUAAUUCAUGGAUAUUUCCUGGUAGCUGUACUAAUGAUAUCAACAAGCCUUCUAACAGAGAUAACUCAUACUGAGGAAAAAACCCCAGAAACCUCUUUCUUCAAUAUAGGCUAAACCUGUUCCCCAAACAAUUCCAUACCAGCAAAUAACAAAGCUAAGGCCUUUUCUAGUUGACUAGAGUAAAAAUAAAUUAAAAAAAAAGUCACAGUCCUGACCAAAACAGAUAGGCUAAUUUAACUGUGAAAUCUAGAGUAGACUGUAGGUGAGUCAAGAUUCCUACCCCUUGAUUAGACUUUCAUGUUUUGUUUACAAGAAAAAAAUACUCAUAAGGAAUAAUAAAUCAUAGGAUGGAAAAUGUUUUAGUGUUAUCUUCUGAGCUAGUAUAUAAUAAUAUAGGAUGUGUCCCAUUUCCCAGUUGGUUAAUAUUCAUGUUGCUAACCAGUCCUUUCAUUUUGGGUAAGCUUAUUUCUGCAUGCUAAAAGUAUUAUGUUAUUAAAAGAUAAAAAAAGCAGUAUUUGCUUCUGUAUCCACAUAGUAUAUCAUUUGUGGAAAUGUUUACUUUACUGAUAGCUGUAUCAGCUUUAUUUUGCAAGAUACCUGGCUACUGAUAAUCACUCCUAAGAAGCCAGGUAAUAAAUUGGUAGAUAGUUUACAAUUACACUACGUAGUUCAGAAAAAUGAGUCAUAACAAAAGCAUUUCCCUCUGUUAAAACAGAAUUUUCACUGGAACAGCACCUAAAACUGGAUGCCUUUUUGCCCGUAAUGUGAACAUUGCCUCUCUUGGAAAAAAUGCAUUGUUUAUAUACAAGUUUAUAUAUAAAGGUUUAACUGAUGUUAGACAUAAAAUUAGACCUUUUCUGGCAAAAUUGCAACAAUUGCAAUUGUUUCCUAAGAGCUAUAACUCAUGCCUACUGGAACAUCCUUAAAAAAAUUAAAAACUGGUCAGUAAAAGUUUCUAAUACUACUUUCCUUUUUUUUUAAAUAUUCUUUGAUGAGCUGUAUGCUAUUUAGAUCAGAAAAGUCUAUUAUUUGUAAGGUUUUACUAUUUUUUCAUUUACCUAAGUUCCUGCUAGUGAAUCAUAAUUUGAGUUGACAUUUAUUUACUUCAAGGCCACUGAUUACACUAUCAUAGUAACCGUCACUUGCUAUAAAUACGGUUCAGCCGGCUCACUAAUCUGCUAACUGAGUAAGUUAACAAUUCGAUCCUGCCUUUUGUCUAAGUUCUGCAGAAACUGCAUGUGGUGUUCAUGGUGGUGGUACUCACUGGAUUGCUAACUGAACCAGAUCCUGUUUCUAAUCUUACCUGGGUGUUGUAUUUCAGUAAAUGUUCUAACUGAUCACGUAGCAUUCCCUGCCUCACAAUCAGGAGGAUAUCUUCACAGAACACAGCUAGUUUGUUAAAGAUAGUAUACAUACAUUUUUAUGCAAAAGAAAACAUGUAUUAUGUUUUUAAUAUUUCAGAUGUUCCUGACUUUGACAGAAAUGUGAUAUAGUGCAUAGAGAGUAUUGGGCUCAGACAGAGGAGACCUGGGUUCUGUUAGCUUUGCCUUUCUCCCACUGUGUCACUUCCAUUCUCUAUGCUCUGUUUUGUGAGGUACUUGGAGGUACUGCGAUAAAAAAUAAUUCUAUAGAACAGGCAAAAUACCAUUUUUAUCCUUUUUUCAUAACUAAAUUUUCAUACCGCAAACUAAGUGACUUUCCCAGUAAAGCUCAAUCCAGCUUAGAAGUGAAUAGAAACAUGAUAAAUGCAAAAGCUCUUAUUUCCAUGGACCAGAUUAAUGAGCAAAAGUUUAACAAUAAAUUUCACAGUGAAAAUUAGAAUAAAAACUGUGUUGAAUGUACAUUUACCUGUUAAGUGCUUAACAUUUGAACAGCAAGAUUGUAGUUUGCCUGCAACAUCACACUUGGCAGCAAUAGACAGUCUUAUUCCCCUGCAUGUUGUCGUCUUUUGCCAGCUGAAUUCUCUCAGUUGAAACUCCUUGUCUAGGCUGCUCCUGUAGCGAAGGAGGUAACCUUACUCAGAGCUAAAGCAAGAGACACCCAUGAUAAUUGUUUUAAAAGGCAUUUGCUACAUAGAAAUUCCCAUGUUCUAGCUCAUGAGUUGUGUAAACGCGUGUUCAUUAUGCCAGUUGUUUACUUUCCUGAAGCAGUUGGGAACAGGGACAGAAGAGGAGGAUAUGGGAAAUUCUUAAAGUGUUCAGAGGUGUUACACUUUCCCACUGGGGAUAAAGAGUAAUUCUAUCAUCUACUUUAUUAUGUUUGCAGAACAUUUGAUGUAAAAUACUUAGGAAAACUAGAAUUAACUCAGAGAAUAUAUUCUAUAGAAUUUAUUUCUAAAAUAUUGAAUCUGAUUACUAUUUUUUUAAAAUGGUAGAAAGCUACUGUUAUUUUCAAAACAGAGUCUAGUUCAUUAACAUGUUCCUUGGUAUGAGAAACCUCAACAUUUGCCUUUUCAAUGUUUCCAAAUUUUUUUUAAAUGUUCCUUAAUUUUGCUGUUUUCUGUAAUUGCUGUCCAUGUACAAAUUAUUAAUUGUCCAUUUUCUUCAAGAAGUGUGAAAUCCAAAGCACGAACAUUGUGGAGUGAUGAACAAGUGAGAUCUAGUUGUAAAGAUGUCUUGAGUGAACACACACUUGAGUUCUUCCUAAGUGCUUCCUGUUCACUGUCUCUUCCCACUCCUAAAUCAGAGGCAGCUUUUUAUUUUGUUGCUAAUAAAUGUGCCAGAGUAUUGUUUUCACUUAAGGAGGAAAGUUGUAACAUCCUUGAGAACUUUCUGCUACCCUAAUGGCUGAUACCAAGAAUUUUACUUUUCAUAAGAAUGUCCAAUUCAUGAAGCAUCUGUUUUUGCAGCCUUAGUCUUUUCUUUUUUCUUCCUUCCUCCUUUCAUCUUGGUGUCUGGGAAAGGUCUGUUGUACAGUAAGGCUUUUCAUUAAAAUCGAGCACAAAGGAAACUCUAGUGCCCUCUGUGCUAUCUAUCCUUUAUUUUGCUAAACGAGUUAAUUUUAUUUUUCAGUUAACAGUGUGUAGGUAGAUCGGAACUGUGGUGAAAAAUAGUCCCCGUUGGCUCUGUAUGUGAGAGUCAUGAGGGAACGAUCCCAGUGGGGGCUAUAGCCACUCCCUUUCCAUACACACAAACAGGAGGAAACCUACCCCACAGGCUGCAGAGAUGUGGGAGGGGAUCCUUGUUGACUCCUGAGGCAUGUAGGUCCAAGGGAGGAGUGUCAUUCUUGAUACUGCACAGCCCAGUACAGGAUGAAAAUCCAAGAUUAGGGAAAGCAGAAAACCAUCACCUAGGGGAACAAAAGGUUUCCUUCAAACUACUGUUAGGAUUUUUUUUCUUUUUUUUCUAAUAUAAGUAAUAAAUAAUAAAUUUAAAACACCCUUUUAUUAAAAAAAAAGUGAAGUAGAUCUUAAAAAAGGAAAAGUUAAAAUGUGUGUUGCUCUGCUGCUGUAUAGUUUUUCUGGUUAGGAGGAUACCCACUACACAGAAGGUCCCACUGACUUGAGAACCAUAUUCAUGAUGCUCUGUAUUGCUACUUCUCAAUUGAGAAGAGGAUAGUCCUUCAUCCAGGGCUGGGGCAGGGGACAAAAAAAAAAAAAAAUAUUAUUUAUUUAGUCUAUUUUAAUUUGGAUCUUAGCAAUGACACUUUUAUAAGGUAUUUGAUGAAUGAAUGUCAAAUAGAACCAAGUUAAAAGAAGUUUGCCUCACAUGUAUGUUCUUCUCUAACUGUGCACUUUUCCAACAAGCCAUGAAGAUUGGAUUAGCUUUUCCUCGAUGGACAGGAAAAAUGGUGGAAGAUACAGAUGAACACCACUGUUCUAACACAAGGAUCAAGAUAAUCCUUUGUCUUGAGGCACGGGUGGAUACAGCCUAGAGUGAGGGGAGGAUAGAAAGGGCAAUUUAGAGGAAAAGGAUGAAGACUAGAGGUAGACUGAUGAAGACUUUUUUUUUCUUCUAAAGGACAAAAGAAAACAUUAUAUAUGGGGAAAAAAAAAAAGGAAAAAAGGAAAAUUAAGAUAACCCCAGACCAAGGAUGGAAAGUAUAUGCAUAUUCGCUACAAGCUUGGCCAUGCUAGAUCAUAAUAUUAAUUCUGUUACUUACUGUGGUUUAAAACAAACAUGAACUCAGUGCAACAGGAAAUGUCAUUUUUUCCAUACCAGUUCUAUACAGACAUUAAAUAAAAGACUUAUCCAAAAUCAUGGGGUAAAAACUACAAAGCAAAGCAACACCCUAGAAUCAUGUCUUGUCUUUGCUUAUGUCAACUGCAAAGUCAUGUUCAAUAUCAUUUUACUUAACUCUGCUCCCAGGCACAUAUUUUAAUAGACCUUGUUUCUCAGAUAAUGAGACACUGAAAAAAAAGAAGAAAUAGGUGUCCUUUUUAUUAGCUUUUUAGCUUGGGCUUUUCAACUGAGACUUAGUAUAUUAUGGCAGCUAAUUCUUCUAGGUUUCUCCCAUCUUAACUUUUAAAAGAAGUUCUUAAAAAAUGAACUUUUGGCUUGGAUUAUGGGUGAAAGUCAACCUUGCUGGGAUACUGGGGCAUCACUGUAAAUAACCAGCCAUCCAUUUGUGAGUCUCUGAUACAGAGAUUGAGCAAGAGUUUUCAGCUUCUUGAAAAAACUGCAUCAUGUGUACUGGCAGCUGGUUCUCUUAAAACCAGAAGCAAGCAUGCUGUUUUUUCAAACCAUUUCACACAAAUACCACCACUUCAGUUCUCAAAUAACAAUGCCUAUGUCAACAAUGCUUAAUAACUGGGCCCUUCUUCUAAUUGACUGAUUGUAGGCACUUCUAUGGAAAUACGUCUGAAGUGUAGUUUGUGAAACAUGUUAAAAAAGUGUUUGAUGUAAAAUAAGCGCUAGACAUUUAACAGUGCAGAAAUAGUCAAAAAUCUGUAGAUUACAAAUCCAUUCCUAAGAGCCUCAGCCUGUAAUAUUGUCUUAGUAAAGUCUAUCUUUUAAGUUAAAUUGCAUUCUGGUAUGAUAACCUUUUACAAAUAAAAUUAUUAAUACAAAUGUACUGCUUAAUACCUGUUAACAUAAAACAUGGCAGUUGGUUAUUUUGAUUUGUUUCCAUCUACAGCUAAUAGAUAGGAAUUUUGUAAAAAACACAAAACCAACACUUAGUACAUUUUUUGUUUAAAGUGUUUUCAUUGCUUUAACAAAUACAUGCUAACUUUUACACUGUCUAGUCCAGCCCUGUCUUUUAGAGGUUCAUCUCUGUGUGUGUAUAUAUAUAUUUCCCCAUAAGAAUAUAAAAUUGCUUUCCAAAUUUUUGUUGGCAAGUGGUAAAUAAUACACCACGCAUGGAUUCAAAAGCACUUAAGUUGACGGUCUUUCAGACGUGUAAUCCAUUCAAAUGGGACUAGUAAAAUUGUGGUGUAAUUGCAUCCGUUUGUUUAAAAAUUGUACAUGCCUUCUAACUUUACUAAUUUUUGAGAAAAAUAUUUGUGUUAAGUACUUAACAUUUUCCAUUACAGAUGAUCUUGCAUACUAAAAUUAUGGAGAUCUCAACAGUAAAACAACAUAUUUAAUUGGACUGCUGCUUUUAAACUGUUUGAAGAAGAGAAGGGAAAGAAAGUUCAUCUUAAAAUCUGUACAUGGAAAUAAUUUUAAGCUUCAUAAACUACACAUUUCCUUAAUGUCCUUUCUUUUUGUUAAACAAGUUGUAACAUCAAAGAUGCCAAAGGGUAAUAUAAGCUACAAUAAUAUUCAGCAGAACUUAACCUAGACCUUAUGUUGUAAUAAUUUAUUCAAAUUAACUGUAUUCUUCUGUAUUUAUAUUUUCGGUAUUUAUUAUGAAUGAUAUGGAAUUUGAUGUAUUUAUUGUGGCUUAUUACUGCAGUGUAUAUAUUACAAAAAUGAGCAUUUUCAAGUCUUAACAUUAGGUUUUUUGUUAAUUAGUGGCACUUGUAUCAGCUGUAUUUUUAUUAUAUAUUGUACAAUAUAUAUUGUCCAUUUGUUUGCAAUGAAGUAAAACAGGUUUCUACGUUA